This is a messenger RNA of Hydra vulgaris (swiftwater hydra), 2983 nucleotides long. The record is from RefSeq and is a predicted model, not a curated record. Lineage: Eukaryota; Metazoa; Cnidaria; Hydrozoa; Anthoathecata; Hydridae.
UGUAACUGGAGAAGUAAUAUGGCUCUCAAUAAAUGGGUGUGUGAUAUUGUUUUAACGUCCAAUAAUAAUUGGGAUUGUGUAAUAGUCUGCUACUUAAAAAUUUCAUCUUUUCCAUAUGGCAUCAAAAGAAAGUUGAAUUAACAAGUUUGCUUUUAAUAUCGAAACAUUGUGAAUUUGGGAUAGUUAAACAUCAAAAUGAAUCAGCUUUUUACUAAUCUCGAAAAAAAUGAAAUCACAGCCUUCAGCCAUGAGUUUAAAUUAGAAUUAAGUGAAUGUGUUGGAGUAGAUUGGAGAACUCUUGGGCGUUGGUUAAAUAUUGAAGAAAACUAUUUAGACAAGAUUGAUCAAGAUAAUGUUAAAACUAAUGUGAAAAUGUAUUCAAUGUUAACUAAAUGGGAGCAGAUUAGUGAAAAUCCAACACUUCUGGAGUUAAAAUCAGCUUUAAGGAAAAUGGAGCGAAUGGAUCUAAUAGGGAAAAUUGAUGAGUUAACAAUGUUAAAAAACAAAUUGAAUUCUGAUGAAUUAAUUUCGAAAUGUUGUGGCGAAAUAAGCUAUAAAAUUGGAAGUGAUUGGUCUCGAUGGGGAAGGCACCUAGGUUUAGGUGAUGCAGACCUUGACAACAUUAACUCUGAUCAUACAAAAUGUUUUGAUAAAGCUGAAAAUGUUUUAAAAAAAUGGAAACAAAUAAAUGGAUAUCUUUCAUGGGAUCAGUUAAAAAAAGAGUUAAUAGCAUUUAACCGUUAUGAUAUAAUAGUUGAAAUUGAAGAGAAAUUCAAAGAUCACCUACCUAGUCUAAAUAAAUUAAGGAAGAAGAAGAAGAAGAAGAAGAAGAAAAACAAAAAGCAACACAAAAGAAACGAAACUUUAAAUUUGGAUAUGUCUGAGCAAUUGAGAAUUGAAUUAAAAAAUGAUUCUUCAAAUCCAUUAGAUGUUGCUAGCAGAGUUCAUGUCGAUAAAGAUAUAUCAGAGGUAUGCACAGCACUAAAAAAUUAUUAUCUGAAAGAUUAUGGCAAAAUAAAUGAACUUCAACCACUAUUAAAAGCACCUGCUAAUGUUGAUCUAAUACAAAAAUUUGUUGAUCUUUGUAUUGUUGAUGCACAUAAUGCUCAAAUGGAUGUUGUUUGUAGCGUUGAACGAAAUAAAUUUCUUGAAAAGCAAAUGAGUUAUACACCAAUUCCAUAUAGUGAAAUAUUUAUGAACGAAAAAUCAGUAAUAUUAAUAUCUGGAAUAGCUGGUAUUGGAAAAACAUGGUUGCUCAGAAAGUGUUUGCUUGAUUGGUCGAAAAAUUUGAUUUGGAAUAAUGUUGAACUUGUGUUUUAUUUGGAAUGCAAGAGGCUUAAUCAAUAUCAAAAUGUUUCGAAUAUUAAUGAAUUACUAAAUGUUUUUUACAAACAUAUUUUAAAUGAUUUUGAUAUUAGUAAGCAUACUACAUUGUUUAUAAUUGAUGGAUUAGAUGAGUUUAAAUAUUUAAAUGAAUUAUUAAAUCCAAAUUUAAGUUGUACCUUUCCGAUUGUUAAUGCUUUAGCAGAAAUUCAAAGUUAUAAACAUGUAGUUGCUGGUAGAGUUUACGCAAUUGAUAAAUAUCAAAAUAUAUAUCCAGAGCAUAUUGAUAAGUUAACCAUUCAAAUAAUGGGGUUUAACCAAGAUGGAGUUGAAAAUUAUGUAGAAAAUCAUGUCAUAGAAGAAAAAAAAAAAGUUGUUAAAGCAACUUUAAAUGAGUCUCCAAUUGCAAAAGUUAUGGCAUUUGUUCCAUUUUAUUUAUCUUCCAUGUGUAAAAUUAUUAGUGAUUCAAGCAAAAUAUAUACAACUUCUUUCUUAACGAUGACAGAAUUGUAUGCAAAUAUUUUUUUAUACUUUUUGCAAAAACACAUUAUCAAAAAUAAUGGAUUGGUUUAUGAAAUGAUGGCAAAUGAAAAUAAUAAGAAAUAUGUAUUAACCAUUUGUAGGAUAGCUUUUGAAUUGUUUAUUGAAAAUAAAUUUAUUUUUUCAAAAGAAGAAGUUUUACUAUUUAUCAAUAACUUUAAUGAAGUUGAUGAAAGUCUUUUUGGUUUUAUUGAAAGGGUUGAAACACAUCUUGGUUAUUUUUACCAAUUUGCACAUUUGACUGUAAUGGAGUUUUGUGCAUCUGUAUAUGCAUACAAUUGUUUAAGCUUUGAAGAGAUUUUGGCCAAUGAAAAGCUGAAGAGUUGUUUAUCAAUGAUUUGUGGAUUAAGCAAUAAAAACCAAAAUAUUAUAUUAAAGUUUCUUGUUAACCUGAAUCCUUCUAAAAAAUCAAAAAAGGAGUCUUCACUUUUGAUUCCUAUUUUGGAUCGUCUAUCUAAAAGUAUUAAAGGUUUUAAUAAUUACAAUUUUUUCUACGAAUGUUUUUACGAAAGUCAAUCGUCAUUCACUGAUGAAAUAAACUCAAUUGUUGAUGAACUAAAUAAACCAUGGUUUGAUGGUUGGAAGUUUGGUUUUGGUUUGACGAUUUCGAUUGACGAUGGAAAAACUUCUUACGCAACUUCUUGCGAUAAUUAUUUCGUAAAUUAUUACAUAAAAUCUGGAAGAAAGUUAGAUUGGUUAGAUGUUAAUAAAAAUAUUUUAAGUGAUGAAGAAAAAAAUCUUUUAAUUCGAUGUUCAACUAAUGUUCGCGGUGUCAGGUUUUAUCGUCCAAUUAAUUUCGAAGGAUGGAAACCGAAAGAUAAGAUUGAAGAGUUGACGAUAUGGAUCUCACAUUAUUUAAUAACAAAAAAAGAUUUUGAAGAAAAUUUUCUUCCUUGGAUUAAUCUUUGUGAAGUUUUAGAUCUUUCACUUCACGACGACAUUGAUUUCAUUAAAGACAUUUGUGAAUGGAUUCGUUGUUCGAACAUCAAGGAAAAUAAGAUCGAGUACCGUGGAAAAUAUUUUUGUAACCUCGAUAAAUUAACUUUAUCACGCGGAAAAAUGUUUAAUAUUUUAAAUAUAUAAAAUAAAAACAAUAAUUAUAAAAUACUAAAUGAAAUAU